Molecule: messenger RNA, 3938 nt
Organism: Xenopus tropicalis (tropical clawed frog)
Lineage: Eukaryota; Metazoa; Chordata; Amphibia; Anura; Pipidae
Product: carcinoembryonic antigen-related cell adhesion molecule 1
Exons: 8
Coding region: 347-1537 (396 amino acids)
Source: RefSeq, a predicted model, not a curated record
AUUUUCCAUAGUCUGCCAUUUAUAUUAAGGUCAGUCCCCUGAAAUGGGUGUUGCACCUUAUGUAAGGAAACCUAAAUCAGCAACAUGUCUAGAAGUUCCUAUUCUCACAGCAAAUCCCACCAGCAGUUUCAAUAUUCUUGAUUCCAGCAUUUGUCAAAUGUUUUUCAGUUUCUUCAAAUGAAUCUAUUUGUUUAUUAGAUAGACUCCAAAGCAUACUGUACUUCAUGCAAUAUCCUACAAACCCUCCCACUGGUUGGGACAUGAGAGAAAAUAAAGGAGUUAACAUGCAGAGUAAACAAAAACUAAAUCAGACUUCCCCUUACUGUUAGAGAGACAGAGAGACACCAUGGCCAGAGAGAGAGUAACAGCCGCCCGGGCCCUUUGCAUGAGGGGAUAUCUGCUCACAGUUUCCCUCAGUGCUUGGAUGGAUGGAGUCCAUGGAAUUGGGGUUCAGCUGAUCCCUCAGUACCCGGUGGUUAGUCAGUCUGUUACCCUGAGCGUCACUGGGGUCACUGGCGCCAUACGGCAGUUCACAUGGUAUAAAGGUUCAAGUACAGAUACCAAUAACCAAAUAUUCAGUGUUAUUCCAUCUUACAGCUCAGUGACAGAAGGGCCUCAGUAUUUCCCUCGUGCCAGUCAGUUCCCAAAUGGCUCAUUGCAGAUCUCAGGCCUUGUUCCUACAGACCAGGGGAAUUACACAGUGCUGAUACAGACUGCUGGGAGUAGAGCACAACAUACAGUUUCCCUGCCAGUUUAUGAGCCUGUCACUGCCUCAGGGAUCAGCACAGACAAUAAGGAACCCCAGGAGAAUCAUCCAGUCACCCUCACAUGCAGUGCAAAUAAUGCAGAACAGAUCCUUUGGGGCAAGAAUGGUGUCCCUCUCCCUCCCGGGCUGACUCUGUCUGCAGAUAACAGGACUCUCACUUUCCCCAGGAUCUCUCGCUCAGAUACUGGACAAUAUCGAUGUGAGGCUUCAAAUGCCAUCAGUAAGAUUAUCAGUGAUCCCUACACAUUAACUGUAAACUAUGGCCCAGAAUAUUUAAAAAUUAAAGGAAAACUACAAGUGACUUCUGGGAACUCCAUCUCAUUAGAAUGUUCUGCUGAUUCUGUUCCUGCACCAACCUACCAGUGGAAAUUCAAUGGGACUAAUUUGGAAUCACAGACUAACCCACUGUACACCCAACAGGCCACACCUGAGAGUGCAGGAAAUUAUACCUGUAUAGGGACUAAUUCAGUGACAAAGCUCUCGCGGGAAACCUCUGUGUAUGUGUCUGUGAAUGACAACUCUGCAGCCAUUACAGUCGCCAUCAUCUGUGGGUCCAUCCUGGGGAUUGUACUUAUCAGCGGUAUAAUGGCGCUGCUGUACAGAAAAUGUCUUCUUCCCCUAAGAGGACAAUCAGGUGACAGAGGGGAGGAUCCAUCCCAAAUAUAUUAUAACAUUCCCAACACUGCAGCGGCUCAUCCUGCAAUAGAGGAGGGUCCAUACAUGGGACUGCAGUACCCAUCUCAGGAUACAUACAGUGAGCUGAAACGAUAAUGUGAUACCGAUAAUUCAUUGCCGAUAUUGGGGUGGAGAAGACUUCCAGUGGAACAUUCAAUUAUAGCAAAUUACAUUGUCUGAGCCCUGUUUAAUCAUCUCCUGACACCUCCUCCAGUGACCAAAGAUUGCUGCAAUGAGGGGAUUCAGUAUUUUAUGUACUGGUUCACCAAUCAGAAGUCUGAUAGCAUAGGAAGCAAUCCCUCACAGUGCUGUCAUUUCUUUGCACUGGCUCAAUUUAUUAAUGCACAGAGAAUUUUGUCGCCCAUUUCGUGAAAAAAUCCACCAAUGGCAAAACGCUGAAAUUCACCACAAAUCCAUGCCUGCCGAAUUAUUUCACCCAUCACUAGUCACAAUGAGGAGAGGUCCCAAUAUGGAGCUGGGCUCAGGGACGCUGCUUCAUUUCCCAAAACCCAUCUUUGUGAAUCAGAACCAAUCAGAAGCCUGAUAGCAUAGGAAGCCGUACCUCACAGUGCUGUCAGUUCCUUGCACUUAGCCCUUUUCUGUUAUCAACUGCAAUCUUUGCCUAAGGUAUAAUUCAUUGUUUUGUUUUGUUGCCUGUGCGCCAGUGUGAAGUGAAGUACAUUGCAUCUAUUAAUACAAAUAUGUUUAUUUAUUUUGUUCUUUGUCUCUGUCUUCAGCAUUAUAAUUAUAAGUUUUUAUCAGAAACAAUGUUAGUUUUACAUUUCUUUCCACUGUAAUGAUCAUUGUCAGUACAAAUAUCAUUAUACUGUUCCAAGGGGAGACAUUUGAAUCCCAAAAAUGUAUUUCUGCCUUAUUACCAUUUCACUUGCUAAUGGACAUGCAUUAUUCUUGCUUCCCAUUUACUCCCAUUCAUCUGUACUAUACAGCCACCUCCCCUGUACCAGUCAGAUCCGCAGAACCAAUGACGGUAGGAGUUGUAGGGCGAUUCUUGUCUGUGUAGUUUCUACAAAAAUAUUUAUACACACUGCCACCUUCUGGGUAAAAGCCAACACCACAAAUGUAUUAUUUCUACUAUUUUUCACAACAAUAUAUUGCAACAGCUUAUCAGUACCAUUGGGCCCACUAUAGUUUGUGGGUCCCCAGCAGUUGCAGGGUCUGAUUCCUCUACACUUCCGAUUUUCAGUUAAAUGAUUGGUGAGUUUGUAUCAUAGUAGCUGUGGUUGAAAACAAAACAUUCAAAAACAAUGUUUUGUUCUAGCAAACCUACCUAACUGCUAGUUGAUCUAUUGUAUAGCACACACACAAAUAAUAGCAAUGGUCGCUAAGGAUCACAUACACUAACACAAGAAAGAGGGAACUGAAUAACCAACAGUCCUAAACCAAAAUGAUUGUGAAAUGGUGUGGGAGUGAGUGUAAAAAAUACUGGCUUCUCUUAAAUGUGAAGCUUAGUGACAAGUGUUGCCUUCUUUUAUGCUAAAGUGACAUGUAUUUUUGUGCAUCCCUAUCAUUAACAGACAGAGCCAAAUAAAUGGGCAGCUUGGGCCCUAGGUAAGGUGAUGCUUUUGGUGACCAAAAUGAAGAGCUACAUAUGCAGGUUGUUUCUUUGUUCUUCAGCAUCCCGGGGUACAGUGCUGCUCUAUGGGAGAUGGCUUCUAUUUCAUUAUAAGCGCAGUCAGGAGUGGGCAAAUCUGGGUCUGUACCCACAGGAGCAGAAACAAAUGAUAAACCCAGGAAAAAAAAGAUUUUGAUAAAUUUAUGCUUUUACCCUUGGUCUCUGUUUAAUGGGUACAUACCAAAAGCACUGAUAUGGAUACUAUGGGUACUUAGAAUGGUUACUACUGUAAAAUAGGGACCAAAAGUACUCCCUGUGGGGUCAUCACUGCUAGAUGAGUGGUAAUUAUUCUGCCCUACACAUAGUUACUGAAUGGUUUCAAACCCUUUGUGGGUAAUGCAGUAAAAGCUACAGGUCUAAUAACCAAUCAGAAGGCAGCAUUUGUUUGAAAACUAACAUUUGAUCAAGUUAUAAGUCUAGGUUGGGCAAUGAGAGAGUGAAUGUAUAAGGCCACUGGUGCACUGGACAGAAAUAUUAUCGUUUGACAUAGUGGAACAUAGUAUAAUUUUCUCAUUUUUUUCUUUUAAAAGAUAUUCAAAUAAACUCAUUUCCACAAAUCUCUGACAUUUACUAAAAGGUCAGAACUGAAAAAGUAUGUGUGGGAAAAAGUUGCUGAAAAGUACCCCCAAAACUUUGACUUGAAUUGGAUCCACCAGGAAAGGGAAGGGACAACUGCCAUUGACUUCUACAUGAUCCUGACAAGUUUCUGCUUGUGAUUUGUUGGAUUCAGAUUUUUAGCAGUAUUGUCGCGAAGUAAAUCUCAGAAAAGUCACAACUUUUUUUCAUCGUCUUUUAGUGCUACAAAAUAUGUAUCAGAAUGGCCCCCUAUAUGUCUGGGGAAAUAAAGGCAGCACUUCUCAGUAA